Messenger RNA from Melozone crissalis (California towhee), 975 nucleotides. It is a transcript of the gene MRPS7, whose product is annotated as mitochondrial ribosomal protein S7. The transcript is spliced from 5 exons. Gene Ontology annotation, molecular function: rRNA binding; structural constituent of ribosome; mRNA binding. NCBI's taxonomy places the organism in Eukaryota, Metazoa, Chordata, Aves, Passeriformes, Passerellidae. Gene Ontology annotation, cellular component: ribosome. The record is from RefSeq and is a predicted model, not a curated record. The coding region runs from base 1 to 702 and encodes 233 amino acids. Gene Ontology annotation, biological process: translation; ribosomal small subunit assembly.
AUGGCGGCGCCCAGCGCGGCGGGGCUGGGCCGGCGGCUGCGGGCGUGGCUGCCCCGGAUAAUGCCCGUGAGAUGGAGCCGCUACAACCCCAGCUACCUGGAGCCAGAAGUGAAAAAGGAAUCGCAUGAGAAACCUUUAGAGGAGCUGACGGAGGAGGAAAGGGAACAAAUGGAGCUUAAGGCUGUUCGACCCAUCAAAGCUGCUCCUCCCAGUCUGUCCAGUUCCGUGUUCAGCGACCCCAUGAUCAGUAAAUUCACCAAUAUGAUGAUGAAGAGUGGAAAUAAAGUGCUGGCCAGAAACCUCAUGUCUCAGACUCUGGAGGCCAUUAAAAGGAAGCAGCUGGAGAAGUACCACAAAGCUCCAGAAAAUGAGAAGGAGACAAUUGAAUGCAACCCCUACGUCAUUUUCCACCAGGCUCUCAAGAACUGCCAGCCCAUCAUCGGGCUCAGCAACAUCACCAGAGGAGGCAAAACCUACCAGGUGCCCGUCCCGCUGACGGACAAUCGGAAGCGCUUCCUGGCCAUGAAGUGGCUGAUCACAGAGUGCAGGGAGAACAAGCACCGCCGGACACUGAUGCCAGAAAAGCUCUCCCAGGAGCUGCUCCAGGCCUUCAACAACGAGGGGCCCGUCAUCAAGAGGAAGCACGUCCUGCACAAGAUGGCAGAGGCCAACCGGGCGUACGCUCACUUCCGCUGGUGGUAGGGACCCUGCGUGGGACACGCUGCCAUGGCCUGGAGAGCAGAGCCCCAGGCUGCCAGCCUGGGACAGGGCAAGGGGGAACAUCCCUUGCAGCAGCUUCUGUUCUAACCCAGGGAAAGCUCACACGAUCCCCACGAGGUUCUUUUUCUUUGUGCUUGUUUGGAUGGGGGAAGGGGGAGCCUGAGUUACCAGCCUCAGUGGGGCUGCUCCAGUUAGUUCAUCAGCACUUCCCUGUGAAGACAAGCCUUAGAUGUUUUUCUUACAGCAACGCCACAC